This is a messenger RNA of Aspergillus pseudotamarii, 936 nucleotides long. RefSeq names its product CCCH zinc finger DNA binding protein. The transcript is spliced from 6 exons. The coding region runs from base 1 to 936 and encodes 311 amino acids. The record is from RefSeq and is a predicted model, not a curated record. Lineage: Eukaryota; Fungi; Ascomycota; Eurotiomycetes; Eurotiales; Aspergillaceae.
AUGUUGGAUCUGGAUGAUGUGAGGAGGCGGUAUAGAGAGCUGAGCAGUGUUGAAGAUAGUAAAGAGAAGAUUAUUGAGGAGCUAUUCUCUCAAGUUGAGGAGCUGCAGAAAGAUCUCACCAAAGCCCAUGAUGAGCUCGACAACUAUAAGGAGCUUGCUGCGAUGUUCAAGGACAAGUCAAACAAAGACAAAGAGGCAUUGGAGAUGAAGAACCGUGAUCAUGCUAGACUGAGCUUUGUUUCUGUCCUCGUUGAUGGCGACUGUAUGAAUUUUCAAGAUUCUCUCAUCCAAAGUGGAUAUGAUGGCGGUCAAAAAGCUGUACAGCUGUUGAGGAAAGCGGUCGAAGACUACCUAUUUCAACUUGACCCCGAGGCGAACCCCAGGGUCCAGUGUAAAAUUCGUGUAUAUGCCAAUGUGGGCGGUCUGUCAAAGACGUAUCAUGAUACGAACAUUGCCCCUGUCGACGGGACACUAGAGGCGUUUAUUCAGGGAUUCAACAUGGAAAACGGUCUAUGUGAUUUCGUGGACGCAGGAAACGGAAAGGAAUGCUCUGACGUGAAAUUACGAGCCCUAUUUGAGCAAGAUAUCCUCGAUGUUCAUUGUCAGCGUGUUAUAUUCUGCGCGUCUGCGGACAAUGGAUAUGCACGCGUGCUGGGACCACAUCGGGAGUCCCACCGUAUCUCCCUCGUCGAAGGGCCUUCUUUCGCACGUGAAAUGAAAGAUCUGGCGCCGCAUUUUGCAACCACAAGUUUCCCAGACGUUUUCCGGUCGACAAAAAUAAUAUCCAGGAGAGUAUCAUUCAGCAAUGUCACUCCGCCGAGGACACCCCCUCAGAACUACGCUUCUGCUGUGAAAACGUCACCACCUCGGUCACAAUCAGCGUCGGAUUCCCGUCCGGUUAGCGGUGUGCAAGAAUGCGGCAGGUCAGCGUGUUGA